Molecule: messenger RNA, 5757 nt
Organism: Pogoniulus pusillus (Red-fronted tinkerbird)
Lineage: Eukaryota; Metazoa; Chordata; Aves; Piciformes; Lybiidae
Gene: KREMEN1
Product: kringle containing transmembrane protein 1
Exons: 9
Coding region: 624-1976 (450 amino acids)
Biological process (GO): multicellular organism development; Wnt signaling pathway
Cellular component (GO): plasma membrane
Source: RefSeq, a predicted model, not a curated record
CAGCGGGCAGCCCCUGCGCCAGCGGGCAGCCCCUGCGCCAGCGGGCAGCCCCUGCGCCAGCGGGCAGCCCCUGCGGGGCCCCAGCCGGGCGGAGGGCAAGCGCAGAGCGGCACAGCGGCCGGCCUCAGGCAGAGCCCGCGCCUAGGCCCACUCUGUCGCGACUAUGGCGCGGGAUAGGGUGCGGAAGGGCAGAUGGGAGAGACGAGAGCGGGACGUGGGCUCCUGUGGGGGGCAAAGCGUGGAGGUGAGAGGGGUCGCUGGGCCGCUGUAUGGCCGAUGGCGGGGCCGCCCUGCAUGUGCGGGGGACUCCGCAGAGCCCCUGUGCUGGCCCCGUAGGGAGCAUCGCUAGCCGAAACCUACCGGUGUCAAACGAAAAAGCGACAGCAGCGGUGCCGCGCUACAGCAGGUUGGGAUGUUGGUCUCUAUCCUUUCCUGUCACAUGGCUGGUAAUAGGAUCCUUCAUCUGCCACUCGGCACCUCGCCGGAGUGCAGUUACAGGACACAUGCUGUAGGGCCUCAGCUUCCCGCACUUCGCGCUCUUCCCUGCCGUCCGGGACCACCUCUGCCCCUGGAGCGCUGGGGCAGCUGCCUGCCAGCGCGGUGCGGCCCACCGGCCGCUGCCCAUGGAGCCCCCCGCCCUCGCCGCCGUCCUGGCCUUGUCAGGGCUGACGCUGAGCUGCUGCCGCGAGCCCGCUCUCUCCGAAUGUUACACUGCAAAUGGGGCUGACUAUCGCGGCACUCAGAACCAGACCUCCCAGUAUGCAGGGAAACCCUGUCUUUUUUGGAAUGAGACCUUUGAGCACCCUUAUAAUACUUUGAAAUAUCCCAAUGGGGAGGGAGGGCUUGGAGAGCAUAACUACUGCAGGAACCCUGAUGGAGAUGUCAGCCCAUGGUGCUACAUUGCAGAGCAUGAGGAUGGAAUAUAUUGGAAGUACUGUGAGAUUCCAUCCUGCCGAAUGCCAGGGAAUCUAGGGUGCUACAAGGACCAUGGGGAGCCACCACCUUUGACUGGUGCCAGCGAGACCUCCAAUAAGCUGACUAUUCAAACGUGCAUCAGUUCCUGCCGAAGUCAACAAUUUAAGUUUGCAGGCAUGGAAUCAGGUUAUGCUUGUUUCUGUGGAAAUAAUCCUGACUACUGGCGGUACGGGGAGGCAGCCAGUACAGAAUGCAACAGUGUUUGCUUUGGAGACCAUACUCAGCCUUGCGGUGGGGAUGGAAGAGUCAUUCUUUUUGACACCCUUAUUGGCGCCUGUGGAGGGAAUUACACUUCUGCUACAGCUGUGAUUUAUUCCCCAGAUUUUCCUGAUACAUAUGGCACAGGCAAAGUCUGUUACUGGACCAUACAAGUUCCAGGAGCAUCUCGAAUCCACUUCAGCUUUGCCCUUUUUGAAAUUAAGGAUGCUGCAGAUAUGGUGGAAUUUCUGGAUGGCUACACAUACCAUGUUCUAGCUCGUUUUAAUGGCAAGAACCGGCCUCCCCACACCCUUAACAUCUCUUUGGAUUUUGUAAUUUUAUACUUUUUCUCAGAUGAAAUCAAUCAAUCCCAGGGAUUUGCUAUCAGAUACAGAGCUGUGAAGGACAGUGUGCAUCAAAACAAGGUUUCAGUGAAUCAGACCCUUUCCGAGAAGAUAAAUGAACAAGCAAAUCACAGCAUCACUGCAGCCCGGUCGUCAAAGAUCCUUUAUGUCAUCACAACCAGCCCAAGCCAUCCUAGUAGCUCCAUGCCUGAGUGGACAAUAUACAGUCUCACAGCGCUGCUCAUCCUAAGUUUUACAGCCAUAACAGCAAAGAUAUUUUUCCACAUUACCAUGAGAUCCCAUCAGACACCAUCUGCAAUAGAAAGAGAAGAUUCCAGUGAGGUUACUACUGCUGGUGAGAUCUGGAGUAUAUUGUACCAGCCAUCCACAUCCAUAUCCAUCUUCAAGAAAAAGCUCCAAAGUCAACAGGACGACUGCAGCCCACUGGUGGGAAACUGAAGUCUCGUCUCUUUUACAAGAAUCAAUCUUAAAAUCCAGGGUGACUUGGGAAUAAUCCUUCCCCCCAGCCCCCCCCCAAAAAAAAACUCUUUCCCAGAAGUCUGUUUCCAAAGGCCUUUGAGUGACUUUGCAUAUCUGCUGUUCUCUCGGGUAUACUAGUGAUAACAGAUUUAAUAGGGCAAUAGUUUUAGAGUAUCUGGUGCUCAUCAAAUCUGCAGUGCUAUUAAUUAUUGCCUUUACACCUUAAAAUACUUGUCAAAACCUGUAAAAUUCCAAAAGUUCUCUACCCUUGCCAAAAGUAAUUGAAUGAGUCUCUGCAGGUUGAGGACUUACUAUGUCUGUUCCCCUUUGCUGUACUACUGUAUUAUAUCAAUCUACUUAGUCCUUUAGUCUCAAGGCUAAACAGAGAGGUGAAUGCUGAUAACUUCUUUAGCUGUCACAGCAACUAGAGCUCGCUGGUCUUAAUGCAAGCAUGUCCAAUGAGAGUCACAGACUUUGAGAAACUAUCAUCCUGGUCAUCCUGUGCUCCACUGGUUUUGUACUUUCUGUUUAUACAAGCACAAUAGAAAUCCACUCAAAUUGAUUACAGAGUUUCAGCUGCAGAUGUGACUUUUGAUAGUGUAAUGCUCACCAGGUUAAGGUCUGUACCUUAGUCACCAUUGCAGACCUGUUCUUUUACCUGCAACUAAUUAUUUCCAGCACCAUUUAUGUACCACAGAUGAGAGCCAGAUGCAGCUGAACAAUACCACAAAAAUAUGUUUAACAGAAACAAGAUUCCCCUAAGCCAGCAGUUAUGGAAUUGCUUAUAUAAAAAAAAAAUAUCACAGGAACAUAGAGUACUGUCAUGCAUGAGCUGCUGGAAAGAAUACAGGAAAGAGAUAAUUACAGUAUUGCCUAAAAUCAAGACAGGACAAGUUGUAAAAUAUGCUGGUUAUCUCUUAUGUGUCAUCAGAUUGGACCAAAAAACAUUAUCUGUUUCAGAUCCAACAAGAAUUCUUAAUUUGACUUUCUGAAAGUCAGGUUUUGCAUCAUGCUGUGUAGGGGAAAAGUCUACCUCACAGAUAUGUUGCAAACAAAUUGCAUUGCUUCCUAAGGAUGCUUAACAUGGUUCACUACUGAAAAGCCGGGAGGGAGUCAGUCUAAAGCCAGAUCCUUAAGAAUUAUGUUGUGAGCACUUCAAUGAAGCUUUUGUUCGCUUGUCUCAUCAAAUAUUCUUGAGUAGUUAAACACAUAGUCCAAGGGACUUUCACAAAGCAGUUUGAUAAUACAAUGGAUUUCUACCUACUGCAGAAGGAAGAAAAAUGCAGAACUGUUAAGCUUCUCUUCUUCAGUGAUUUAAUUUCACUAUGAAAUUAGGGGAAGCUCAUUACAAACAACAGACUGAUCCUACCGAUGCAAAAUCUAGAGGAUUUAGAAACAGGUUUUGCUCCUCAAAUACUUUUUUUUAUUAUAAAGUACUAUUUCAUGGGCUUUUGUUAGGGAAUGCUUAUCCAACUUCUGGAUGAAAGAGCUACGAACCAAGCAGCUACUGCACAUUAACUGGCUGUAGCAACAACGAACAUGACUGAGCAUAAGGUACUCCACAGUGUGGAGGUAAAUGUACUGAUAGAAUCAGUCGGAUCCUAAAUACCUUUGAUACUAGGAAGCAGAGCAACAGAUAUUAAUGCAGGGACAGGGUCUAUUAAAUACUCUUCUUACUGUACAGACCCGAGAGGAUAAAGGUCUCUGCUAUGGAUUCUUCAAAAUGUGGUAUGGCCCCUUGCAUUCCUGAUAUACGGUAUACGGCCAACAGCUACCCAUUAACAUAGCACUUGAUGGUCUUUGCAAAAAGGGGUUGGGAAGAGAGAGAAGAAAAGGUCUGACAUGCACAACUGUUGUAAUCCCACACAAUGCAGCAUACAGAAACCCCUCUCCGACAGUAGCAGCUGCGUGCUGACAGCUGGAGGGCACGGUCUCCCCAGGAUGUCACUGGUACGGCAUUCUCUUCCACAAAUUGCAAAUCUGUGCAGAAGAAUUUGGAACUGUAUCUGGAUGGCCCUCUGACCUUCUACCUAGCAGUUCCCGCAAGAGGCUGGACAGGAUGCAAACGUGACCUUGGCCACGAUUUUCAAAAGCAACUGUUUCGACAACAAACCAAUCAAAGAGGAGUUGCCUCCUCAGACACAGCAUCUCAGCCCCUGCUCUGGCCCCCUCCUCACUCUGUUGUGUUGGUACGACCAGCUGUGUGGUGGUGCAAUAAACUGAUCAGGUUAAAAAUUACCAUUGUUUUUUUCUUCCCUGAGUUCCUUUUAGCAGAGAUGAGUUCUCUCAUCUUGCUGACUGAGCUGUGCAGGGAGGCGAGCUGACGCAGCUAAGUGUACAAUGAGCCAAAGAGAGUUGUCAGCCUCAGAAGUGGGGGCAAUAAGCAACUUAGGUUGGCACUGCCACUGCAGCAAUGGUGAGAUUUGGCUCCUUUAUGCAAUUUAUCAGUUACAGUAGCUUACAGCAUAUGUGGACCUCAGGUGGAAGGGGGCCAGGUAGACCAGUGGCCUCCCUAAUUCAAAAUCUGUUUAAAACUAGUUUAGUUUGUUGACUAAAUGAUUUUAUAUGUAAUUUUGUCAUAAUAUUGUUAUGUGGGGAGAAAUAGAGAAUGUGUUGUUUCAAAAUAUGUGAUGUGUUAUAAAAGUAAUAUAUAUAUAUAUAUAUAUAUACUUAUAUAUGUAUGGGAAAUGCAUUAUUUAAUACAGCAUAUAAUGCUUGUAUUGUGAUAACAUUUUAUGGGAAGAAAAGAUGUUAGUUUACACCGAGAAAGAUUUUCUAUAUACUGUAAUGGUAGAAAAAAAAUCAAAGAUAAUUUGUUGGUCUAUAUGAUAGAAACACACAGGGAAGGGAAUAACUCAGUUCUGUGGCAGAAUAGAUGCCAAAAAAUCAAUUGCUUUAAGAUGCACUUUCCUACUUUGAAUCUCUUUCCUAUCUCUUCUUAGGCUAUUCAUCAGAGUCUGCACAUUUGCGUACUCUCAGGGCCAUUUUAGUAUCAAACAUAUUGUCUGCUCUUUGCAUCAAGCAUCAACAUAAUCUUUUUUAGGGCUUGUUUCUGCCAGAUUUUCUACAGGCAGUAACAUGUUGAGGAGGUUUAUCACAUUGCACGUGCAGACAACCCAGUGGUUUUGCAGAACUACAGUCUCUGUAUUCCACCCUCCCCUGGCAGUGGUAUAAGUGGGAGGUGUUUUUUUCUAGUGAUAGCCCUGGAAACUCCUGAAUCUGCAGCCUGCAUGACUACAGUCCAAACACAGCAGCAGACAGCUGCCUGCUCCUGCAUGAGGAUGAGAAGCUAGUCCAGUUUCAGCUCCUGUUUAAUAAGCCUUCUCAGACUGUUGCAUGUACUGCCAACAGAAUUUUCUAGUGCACCACUUUGCCUAAAGGAAGGGUGAACUACAAAAACAACUCCUGACAAAUACUUGUCCAGCAAGUUCUUAAUGUCUUGCCACAAUAUUUCACAAUCUUCUAAAUACAGUCCAGCAUAUUAUUAUAUGAAUAUUAUUCCAGACAUACAUGAGCAGCCUCGAGAUCAUAAGAGCGAAAAACACAACCUGCAGACUGUGAUGCUUUUUCUGGGACACUCCUGCCCCUCUACACAUGCAUUUCAAGCAACUCAUGGAGCACUUGUGCUCUGGGAUGAAAUUUGGCAUCCUGAAUUUCAGUCUCAAGACAACUUACUGUAAAUCCAAAGGCUAGCACACGAACCAAAUAAAACUGACAAGAAAACAGAAUAAAUUAAACUUGAACUGACUCAUGGCUGAAA